AUGCAUUCGCUUCCGCCUGAUAUCGCGGCUCAGAACAAAGGCCCUGCUAUGAUGGCAGUUAUGUACUCAUUCACUGCCCUUUCAUCCCUCACUGUCGGGUUCGUAUUCGCCUACGUAGGCUGCUGGACUGCCGCUAUCUUAGCCGGCAGCGGCCGCCACGAGGCGACGCUGACAGUCGCCGAACUCGAUCGUUCUAUAUUCUUCUUCAUGGUCGGCCUGGUCCCAGGCGUGCUGUCGCUCGCGCUACCCAAGUUCGCCGUCGUCAAUCUACUGAUCAAGAUCCUCUUCCCAUCACCUCUGCAUAGGCGGUUGCUUUGGAGCCUCCCAAUCGCAAACAUUGUCCUCAUGCUCGGCGCCUUCGGCGUCCACUACUCAGAAUGCGACCCGCCAUCGGCUCGAUGGACUUUAUAUGCCCCUGCCAAGUGCCGUAGCUCGACUGGUACAAUCGUCUAUUCGGUUGUUGUGGGAUUGUUAUGGUCCCUACAUAUGCAUCUGAAAAAGAAACUGGCCCUCAGCGUAGCCCUUGGCUUUGGUGCUUGGUUUGUAUCCUGCCGCGAGCUACUCCCCGUCAAGUCACGACACGGACUGAUAUCUGCGCUAAGUGCUGGCUGUGCUGCCGUACGCAAGGUCAUGGAAGUUCCAAGUAUGGGAGAUGAAAUUCUUAUCCGCGCCCGUUCCAUCAUCCUUAAAUCGUAUAAGUGA
Messenger RNA from Fusarium oxysporum Fo47, 702 nucleotides. RefSeq lists its product as uncharacterized. Bases 1 to 702 code for a protein of 233 amino acids. Lineage: Eukaryota; Fungi; Ascomycota; Sordariomycetes; Hypocreales; Nectriaceae. The record is from RefSeq and is a predicted model, not a curated record. The transcript has 4 exons.